Formica exsecta is the source of this 2111-nucleotide messenger RNA. Its product is annotated as odorant receptor 30a-like. Gene Ontology annotation, biological process: detection of chemical stimulus involved in sensory perception of smell; sensory perception of smell. The record is from RefSeq and is a predicted model, not a curated record. The transcript is spliced from 6 exons. NCBI's taxonomy places the organism in Eukaryota, Metazoa, Arthropoda, Insecta, Hymenoptera, Formicidae. Bases 981 to 2111 code for a protein of 376 amino acids. Gene Ontology annotation, molecular function: olfactory receptor activity; odorant binding. Gene Ontology annotation, cellular component: plasma membrane.
CUUAUUUAAUGAUUUACAAAAACAUAUGCAUCUAGUUACGUUUGUAAAAAAUAAAGCUUAAAAUCUCGUUUAUAUAAACUAAAGUAAGAAACUUGCGGUACUUAAGUUAUUCAAAAUUAUUCAUAUUCAAGUUAAUAAAUAAUAACUAAUAUCCUAUAAAAAAAAUUUUGAUGUCUUAUAUUAAUUAAUACAAACCAUAAUGUUUCAGUAUUAUGUCAAAAAACAUAAUUUUAAUGUUCAUUCACAUUAGUACGCACUAAAUAGAUGUUUGCUUGUUUACCAUCUAAUAUCACUACGGCAAAGUCGGAGGAAAUCUAUUUGCUUUAACAGAAAGGUAUAUAGCACUUCCUACACAUACUUCUAACAAUCAAAUAGCAGUUAACGCCGUACAUAAUAUUUAAUAAAUUAACUGUGAGAGUUUCACGGUAGUUCAAACAUUACAUCAUCCUAUUACUGCUUUGUUGUAACUUGUUAUUAUUCUUACACAUAGAUACAGUGCUAACCAAGGGUAUGAUUAUGCAAGUGCCUAAGGCAAUACUUUAUUCAUUAACAGGCUAGUAUUCAUAACGAGCUUCGUACACGAAGUUACAGUGCGUCUCAAAAUCGUCGUCUAAUGUAAUGUAUAAUCAUAUUUGAAUUUCUUAAUAAUAAAAAUAUCUAAGACACUUCUAUGUAAAAUUUUACUUUACGUUGAUAAAUAUAAUUAAUAUAAUUAACGUAUAAUUCAAAUAUAGGAAUAGCCAUAAGAUGCUAUGAAACCUUUAGUACAAUCAUCAUUUAUGUGGAUCCACCUGUAACUUACCUUGUGAAUAAUUCUCGUUGAACUCUCCUCUUUGCCCUUACAACGCGCAAACGCAAAAUGUUACAGCGAAGGGAAUUCAUUGGCAUACGAGUGUGCAAGGAGAAUUUAUCACAUAUAGCCAACGUGUUCUCCGUGCUAAUAACGUGUUUGCAACGUAUAUACAACAACCAUCAUCGCUAUGACAUUGAAGAUCACGCCAGUCAGAGCUAUACUCUUCAUGAAGAUCAGCGUAGUAUUGACGUGCGCCUGGCCACCGUCACCAAAAUUAACGAAAUCUAACGUUAUCCUUUUCAAAGCUUGCUGGUAUAUGUGUUACUUCUGCGGUAUCUUAUUGUUACUUCCGCUGUUAAGCUCAGUUUAUGAGUAUCGUGAUGAUCCCGUGAUUUUAGCAAAGUCGGUUUGUCUCUCUUGUGCAGUAGUUCAAGUGACGAUUAAAAUGAUGUUGUGUCAUAUACAGUAUACUUCCUUUCAAAUGCUUUAUCAUGACAUGGAAACAUUCUGCAAGCAGGCGGAUGAUAAAACAAAUAUUAUUUUGCAACGUUAUGUCGACGAUUACAAGUAUACAUACAGUACUUAUAUUUUAUGGUGUUAUCUGACUGCCAUUGGCGUCAUUUGCGGGCCAUUGUUUCUUCCGCAACAGUUUCCGACUGACGCAAAGUAUCCGUUUUCCGUGGCACAUCAUCCGGUAAAAAGUAUUAUUUAUUUACAUCAGUCAUUUGUCGGCUUACAAGUCUCAGCCGGAAUGUGCAUCGAUUGCAGCAUUGCGAUUCUUUUAUUCUAUUCCGCGGCAAGAUUAGAAUUGUUGGCCCAAAAAAUCCGCAAUGUCAAAACUGAGUGCGAACUCGAUGCAUGCAUCAAGCUACACAAUGAAAUAUUAAAGUACACUAGCAAAAUGAUUACCGUUGUGAGGCCUUUGAUUUUGACUACGAUAGCAACGACAGCUAUGGGUGUUGUUUUUGGAAGUUUAAAUAUGGUCACUGAGCAACCAAUAAUGGUCAAGAUCCAAUAUUCCAUCGUAGUAUUUAGUGCCAGCUUGGAACUCUUUAUCUGCGCUUUUCCAGCUGAUCAUUUAAUGCAUAUGAGUAGCAAAAUUUGCCUUGGAGCAUAUGAGUCGAAAUGGUAUCAAGGAAGUGUAAGCAUGCAAAAAAAGAUCCAUCAAAUUAUUUUCAGGUCACAGAAACCUGAAGUUGUUCGGAUUAAUGGCAUUCUUCCAGCUUUGUCAUUACGUUAUUACGCAAGGUUUUUAUAUACAUCCUGUUCUUACUUUACUGCAGUACGUAUAAUGGUCAAUGAAAAUAUCAUAAAUUAA